AUGAAGUAUGCCCGACUUCAGGUCGAUCCAGACGACGUGCCUGACGACGAUAGACCGCCACAGACUGGCCAUACUUUCAAUAUAUGGUACUUGCAAUGGGCAGGAGGAGACAGGUCUUUGAGAAACAGUGUGAAGCUGAAAUACAGAGUCAACAUUGCUGAGGACUCGGGAGAAACUCAGGCUAAGCGUGGCUCCCCAAUAUGCUUAUUCUUUGCCCGAGGGUGCUGCUACAAGGGCGCCAAGUGCCCUUAUUUGCACAGGCUACCGAAGGAGACCGACAACGUCAUCCCCACGAAAGACUGUUUUGGCAGGGACAAAACGGCCGACUAUAAGGAUGACAUGAGCGGCGUGGGGCUGUUCAACAAGGUGAACCGGACGUUGUUUGUCAGUGGGCUUCAUGUAAAUGACGACUUGGAUGAACAGCUCUCGACGCACUUUGGAGAGUUCGGCUCGGUAGAUUCGAUCAGAGUGUUGCCGAGCAAAAUGUGUGCAUUUGUCAGGUUCAAGUUUGAACUGGAGGCGCAAUUUGCGAAGGAGGCCAUGGACUGCCAGAGCUUGAACGGGAAUGACGUCUUGUCUGUGAGAUGGGCCAACGAGGACCCUAAUCCGAACGCACAGCAGCUGGCGAAACGAGAUAUCGAGAAUGCGGCGCUAGAAACAGUGAAGAAGUUGCUCAAGGAGGAACCAAGGGCCAAGAAACCGAAAAAGAGUGCACCCAAAACCGAAAGUUUAAAAAAAGCUGUUUCUGAAGAAAAGCAAGAUAAACAACUCGAUGCCGUUAAGGACAGUCAAGAAGUUGUCGACGAGGACGAACAAUCUACGCUUCUAGGAUCUGCUAGACUUGCUGCACUUAAUAGGCUCCUGAGUGAAACGAAGGCAGGUAUCUCAAAACACAUCCAAUGCCUUCUUCGCAGGAUAUGGAAGCAGCGAUGA
Messenger RNA from Candidozyma auris, 933 nucleotides. RefSeq lists its product as uncharacterized. Gene Ontology annotation, molecular function: pre-mRNA binding; metal ion binding; U6 snRNA binding. Gene Ontology annotation, cellular component: U2-type catalytic step 1 spliceosome; U2-type catalytic step 2 spliceosome; Prp19 complex. Lineage: Eukaryota; Fungi; Ascomycota; Pichiomycetes; Serinales; Metschnikowiaceae. Bases 1 to 933 code for a protein of 310 amino acids. The record is from RefSeq and is a predicted model, not a curated record. The transcript has 2 exons.